GAUGUUGUUCAAAUUGCACCGCACGCGCUCGUUGCAGCACGAGAGGGGUGGGGUCAAACAGCGCGCGUUCUGAUAAGAGCGUCACCGGCUGAGUGGUCGAGGACAAACUCCACAGACAUGAAUCUGACUGCAGAGAGCCACAGUAUCCCUCUCUGUGACGGGAACCGUAUUCCACUGCUGGGAUUGGGCACCUACGGGGACCCUCAGACGACACCCAAAGGCACAGCACUUGAGUGCGUCAAGCUGGCCAUAGAUGUGGGUUACAGGCACUUUGAUGGGGCAUUGGUGUAUUUCAAUGAGCACGAAGUGGGUCAAGCCAUUAGAGAGAAGAUUGCUGAUGGAACUGUGAGAAGAGAGGACAUAUUUUACUGUGGAAAGCUCUGGAAUACCUUCCAUCCACCAGAGUUGGUGCGACCGGCCUUGGAGAGGACACUGAAAGCCUUAAAACUAGACUAUGUGGACCUCUACAUCAUUGAGCUUCCUAUGGCCUUCAAGCCGGGAAAGGAGUUCUAUCCAAAAGGCCAAGAUGGAAAAUACAUCUACCACCACACAGACCUCUGUGCAACAUGGGAGGCUUUAGAGGCUUGCAAAGACGCAGGGCUAGUUAAGUCUCUGGGAGUCUCCAACUUCAACCACCGACAGCUGGAGCUGCUGCUGAAUAAACCUGGCCUCAAACACAAACCUGUAUCCAACCAGGUUGAAUGCCAUCCAUAUUUCACACAACCCAAGCUUCUGGAGUUCUGUCGUCAGAAUGACAUUGUGAUUGUUGGCUACUGCCCAGUUGGCUCCUCCAGAGAUACAUCCUGGGUGAAUGUGAAAUGUCCUCCCCUGCUGGAGGAUGAGCUGCUUGUAUCCAUUGGGAAAAAGUACAACAAGAGUAGUGCUCAGGUGGCGCUGCGCUUCAAUGUCCAGAGAGGCGUCGUAGUGAUCCCCAAGAGCUUCAGCGCCGAGAGGAUCAAACACAACUUCCAGAUAUUUGAUUUUUCACUCACUGAGGAAGAAAUGAAAGCCAUUGAAGCACUGAACACUAACAUUCGUUUUGUGGAGCUGCGGAUGUGGAGUGACCAUCCAGAGUACCCAUUCCAUGAUGAAUAUUAAAUUUUCUGACUUAAGCUUUUCACACAAAUAAUUAUAACAAAACAUGGACUCUGACUCUUUUGAGCAUCUUAAUUUCACCAAUAAAGUCUUUCACUGGUACAUUUUCACCCUCAACACUAGAGGGCUCUAGCUCACAGUAAAUGAAAAGGACAAAUACAUGAAUGCAUUAAAUACAGCUCGGAUAUAUGAUGACAAAGUUGUUUGUUUAUUGCAUGUGAGUUUCAUGUGAGACUCACACGAGGCUCAUUUAAUAUUUAUAUAAACCAUCCAGAUUUGGAUUUUCAAUAUUUUUCAGAUACAUCAGCCACAUGAUCACUAUAUUUCAGUUUGAAGAUUACGGUAACUUAGAAAAGCCAGGCAGUGUCUGAUUCUUUCUUUGGCAGCGCUGCUUGUAGUGUUGAUAGCGUUAAAAGGAAAAAUGGACAACCUUUGUUUGCCUUGAGUGUGUCACUCCCCGGUCUUCAAAUAAGUCAAGUCACUUUAUAAAGCACGUUUAAAAACAACAAGGUGACGUUAAGCAUCUUUGACAUCUGUAACUGGAAAGGAGUAUAUGAGAAAAGCUGAGUAUGCUGGAAGCCGGUGCUGGAUGGAUUCAGCAAGAGUUUUGAGGUGUUAUGUCAUCAAAAGAACAAACAAUUCAUUAAUAAGACACAUGGACCAAGUCAAAUAUAUUUGUGAUUGCAUUAAAAAUAUACAGGCCCUGAGGGAAGAAAUGUGUUGAGCAGACAGGGUGUGCUAGGCGUAACAUAAUUUUCUUGCUUCUGUUUCUGUAUAAUUCUUACAGAUGUAAUGACAUAUAUAUAUAUAUAUAUAUAUAUAUAAUAUUUGCUCAUCACAGGUUCUAUUGUGGCAUUAUUUUAGUGUGUACUAUAGCAAAAUUUAACCACAACACCAUGUCAAGAAUGAAUCAUUUCAGCCCCUGAGGAAUGUGGGUUUAAGUAUCUUGCUGAAAGACAUCUUUGUGGUAAAGUAGAGGGAUGGCUGUUAUUUAUUCUACUGAAGAUCUAUGACGUAUAUUCUUCAGAAAUAUUAUUACUCAUAUUAAAAACUAUCUCACUGAUGUACUGAGGGUUUGAAAAUUAAGAUGACUGUAAAAAAGAAGUAUGAGAAAAAAUGUGGAACUAUCAUUGCCAAAUAAAUAAAUUUGGUUGUUUGAAAUUA
Messenger RNA from Siniperca chuatsi (mandarin fish), 2259 nucleotides. RefSeq names its product aldo-keto reductase family 1 member D1-like. The transcript has 10 exons. The record is from RefSeq and is a predicted model, not a curated record. NCBI's taxonomy places the organism in Eukaryota, Metazoa, Chordata, Actinopteri, Centrarchiformes, Sinipercidae. Gene Ontology annotation, biological process: bile acid biosynthetic process. Gene Ontology annotation, cellular component: cytosol. Bases 118 to 1098 code for a protein of 326 amino acids. Gene Ontology annotation, molecular function: Delta4-3-oxosteroid 5beta-reductase activity; aldose reductase (NADPH) activity.